AUUAAUGUCAACAAUAUUGAACACAUCUGACUCCAACAAAUUCCAGAUCCUUCUUCAACCUUCUUCUUUCUUCUUCAACCCCUCCUCUUAAUACCCCUCUCCACUCCUCUUCUUCCUCCACUAUCCCAUUCUCUAAUCCCUUCAAUUCCCCUCCGAUUUCCCAUCAAUGCCUUCCGAGCCAGACCCCUCUGAGCUUUCUUCAGCCCUCGAAACACUAAUUCUCAACACAGACGUGUCUCUACUGGCACCCCAUUUUCUAGGUUUCGCCACUAUGAUCCAUACAAUCGCUCCGCAAUCCCCAAAUCAAGGAAUCGAAACAAACCCCACUUUACCCGACCGGUUCAUCUUCUUCAAUCCUUUUCUCCAUCAAUUGAUAAUGAUCCAAUCCACUCCUAAGAACAGCCAGCCCCCAGCUUCGAAAGCUUCGAUCAUAGCCAUGCCCUCUGUUCAUGUCUCUGCACAAACUGAGUGUGUGAUUUGCUUGGAUGAGAUCGAAGUCGGGGGCGUUGCUAAAGAAAUGCCCUGUAACCAUAAAUUCCAUGGCGAUUGCAUUGAGAAGUGGCUGGAGUUACAUGGGUCGUGCCCUGUUUGUAGAUAUGAGAUGCCAGUUGAUGAUGAUGAAGAUGAAGGGAAAAAGGUUGAAGAUGAAGGGACUGAGAGAAUGGGAGAAAGGGAGAUUUGGGUGAGUUUUUCCUUUGAUAAUCCUAUGGGAAAUCAGGAUUCUCUGCAAACUCCUCCAAUUGAUUCUGAUCAUUCUUAUGUACAGUGAAAUACUUAAUAGUUCAUAUAUAUAUUCUUCUCUUUGCUCUGUCUCUGAUUGUGUGUAAUCAUGCCACUUUUCAAAUGAAUCCCUCAGAUUAGAACAAA
Messenger RNA from Cucurbita maxima (winter squash), 867 nucleotides. RefSeq names its product E3 ubiquitin-protein ligase RING1-like. The transcript has a single exon. The coding region runs from base 167 to 769 and encodes 200 amino acids. NCBI's taxonomy places the organism in Eukaryota, Viridiplantae, Streptophyta, Magnoliopsida, Cucurbitales, Cucurbitaceae. Gene Ontology annotation, cellular component: cytoplasm. Gene Ontology annotation, molecular function: ubiquitin protein ligase activity. The record is from RefSeq and is a predicted model, not a curated record. Gene Ontology annotation, biological process: protein ubiquitination.